Messenger RNA from Maylandia zebra (zebra mbuna), 917 nucleotides. RefSeq names its product dual specificity protein phosphatase 13A. The record is from RefSeq and is a predicted model, not a curated record. NCBI's taxonomy places the organism in Eukaryota, Metazoa, Chordata, Actinopteri, Cichliformes, Cichlidae. Gene Ontology annotation, biological process: protein dephosphorylation; negative regulation of MAPK cascade. Gene Ontology annotation, molecular function: protein tyrosine/serine/threonine phosphatase activity; MAP kinase phosphatase activity. Gene Ontology annotation, cellular component: cytoplasm.
AUCAUACAUAGGGAUAUGCAUGUGGUCAACAAUGAACAAUCUGCAGGAAAAUAGUGCAGCUUCUCCUGCCUCUCCUUCUGUGAAAGACCUUGAGAAGAUUUUGUAUGGAGGUAAAAGGUUUGGUAAUCAUGUUGAUGAAGUUUGGCCUAACCUGUUCAUUGGAGAUAUGUCAGUGGCUAAUGAUCGCUACAGUCUGUGGAAGCUGGGAAUCACCCAUGUUGUAAAUGCAGCUCAUGGGAAGACGCACUGUCAGGGGAGUCACUACUUCUAUGGAUCCACCGUGGAUUAUUAUGGAGUGCCUGCAGAUGACUCACCGUCUUUUGACCUCUCUCGAUAUUUCUUUCCCUCUGCUGAGUAUAUUCAUAACGCACUUGACACGACAAGUGGUCGAGUUCUCGUCCACUGUGCUGUUGGCGUGAGCAGGUCUGCCUCCAUCGUCCUGGCCUACCUAAUGAUCCACCACAAUUACACGCUCCUAGAUGCAAUCAAUAAGGUCAAAGAGCGCAGGUGGAUCUUCCCAAACAGAGGAUUCCUUAAACAGCUUCGUGCUUUGGAUAUGAAACUGCAAAAGACUUCAUGACCGCUUCAAAAAAUAAAGAUCUUCAAAUGCACAUAACCUCAAAACAGCUUUUUCUCCAGACAAAUGAGAGACUUGAUGACUGUGUCAGUUGAAGGAAAUGCUGUGCUUUGACUUUAAUCAGUUUGUUUCAGGAAUGGAAUCUAAUCAAAUGUAUUUCCCCCACAACUCUGGCGCUGUGUUUGAUGUGAAUUAUGCGGCAUCUCUAUAUAAUAUCGACCCGCGUCUUAAUAGGAGAUCAAUGUAAUGAACUCUCCUCUGGGCAGAAUCAAUUUAAGGGACUGAAUAUGAGAUAUUGUUUUUAUUUAACCUUAGUGUUGUGUUGAAGAAGCUUUUAUCC